AUGGCCUUAAAUUCUGUCCUUGGCCAAGCGCUCUCUAGAAACAAGGCGUUUGAGAAGGUGGACCUGUGGAAAGAGCGCGAGAUUCAGGACAAAGGUAGCCGAUGCACCAUUUCGUUGAAAAGCCGAAAGGGUGACGUUGUCCGCCAAGUUACCAAGGUUCCUGAAGGUGCUGAGGUGACGAGCAAUGUGGUGAACCAGUUUGAGACAGAUAGAGAAGAGAAUGCAGCCAAGAAGGAGGAUGAACUGUUGGCCCGACUCGCCAACGGCAAGGAUCCAGCUUGGCGUCCUGACCAAUACCUCUCCCAACUCAAGGGCAAGGGGACUUCGAAACUGAAGCUGCGACCUGAUUUCUUGCGUAUGGACCCUGCGUUCUUGCAGAAGGUCGUUGCAGAGUACAAGGCUCAGAAAAAGGCUGCGAAGAAGAAGAAAAAGAAGAAAAAACAAAAGAAGGAGAAAAAGGCAGGAAAGAAGGACAAGAAGGAUAAGCAGCUUGGAAAGACAGCAAAGAAGGAGAAGAAACGCAGCAAAGCCGGAGAAGCAAGCCACGAUGACGUGCCGGGCGAAGAAGUAAAGAAGGAGCGUCACGAAGUGAAGGAAAAACGUAGAAAGCGAAUCAUGCUCGAUGACGCUGGUCAGCCUACUGGGAAAGAAGAGCUUGAGGUGCUCGAGGUCAGAAGCAAAAUCACUGUGAGCCGAAAGCACGCCACACGGGAUGUCGAAGCUGACACAAUGGACGAGGUUGUGGUCCCAUGCUGGCACCUAGGCGGUAGCUCAGAGUCAUCGAGCUCAGACAACGACAUGGAGGAAUGCCCGAGUGACGAGGUAGAAGAGGACGGCGACCUCUUUGGCUUACAGUGGAAUCGUCGCUUCAGCAAGAAGUCUAGCAAAGCCAAAAGCAAGUGCCGACGGCCGAACUGCGAUGCCGCAAGGGCUGCUGCAAGCACGAUGGCGCGGCAUCGGAGCAGCGCCUCCUACGCAGCCACCCGAAAGACUCUCAAGGUCAUGACGGAGCCCUGCUCAGACAAGGCCAUAAAGCCAACAGCUAACAUGUCAAAGGGGAAGCAGAAGAAGACGAAAGAAUCGGAGGUCAAGACUGAGCGAAGUGGUCAUGAAAAGAAGAGCAAAGGGAUUCUGUCGCAGCUGGACAAGGCACGCGCCAAACGAGCGAGGCAAAAGCGCCGGAAGACGGCGCGGGAAAAUGCCAGAACAAAGGACCCCGAAGAAGCAUCGUCGUAUUUAGCGGCGUGGAAGGCGCACCAGGAUUUGGGAACCGCUUGGCGGUUCAACAAAGCCACCCAGGCUUGGCUGCUCCGUCACGCAUACGAACCAGAGCUGGUUCCCAAAAAGGUUUUCCAGCUCCUGCUGAGAUACCUGGCUGGCUUAAGUGGUGCCGCUCGUGAUCGUGCUGUGGCAGAAGCAGGUGCUCUUGUGACUUUGCAAGGCGCCGAAGUGCCCAAG
Messenger RNA from Symbiodinium sp. CCMP2456, 1458 nucleotides. The record is from the annotation of a GenBank genome assembly. Lineage: Eukaryota; Dinophyceae; Suessiales; Symbiodiniaceae.